AUGAGUGACCGCGACUCAGCACUCUCUCCUGCUGAGGAGAAGCCUCGCUCCAUCGAAUCCGAUGAAAAGUAUUCAGCCGAUGCCAAGCGUCUCGCCGAGACUGGCCAGCUCAACGUAACUCGCUCCCUCGUCUCCACCGAAGGUGUCAUCGAUGCUGCCGAGCUCGACCAGGUCCUCGAUGAGGCUGCCAUCGAGGCUGCCGGCCAGGGCGAGAACAACAGUGUCUACCUCUGGGGUCUCACCUUCUUCGCUACCAUCGGUGGUCUCCUCUUCGGUUACGACACUGGUGCCAUCAGCUCUGUCCUCGUCCAGGUAGGCACCGAUCUCGACAACAAAGCCCUCGUCGAUUCGGACAAGGAAUUUAUCACCUCAGCUCUUACUGUCGGCGCCAUUAUCUCGGCUCUCGGCGCUGGUAUCGUUGCCGACAAGAUCGGCCGAAAAUGGACCCUCGUCAUCUGCGACAUCAUGUUCAUCGUCGGCGCUCUUGUUCAGGCCGCUGCUCAUGCCAAAUGGACUCUCAUCCCUGGACGCUUUGUGCUCGGCUUUGGAGUAGGAGCGGCUUCACAGGUAGUGACAGUCUACAUACAGGAGUUAGCACCCGCUCGGGCUCGUGGAAGGCUCACAUGUCUUAACUCGAUUGCCGUCACUGGUGGUCAGGUCAUUGCAUAUGCAAUCGGUGCUGCUUUCGAGAAUGUUUCCUCCGGUUGGCGCUGGAUCAUCGCCCUCGGUGCCAUCCCACCAAUCAUUCAGAUCUUCGGUAUCCACUUCUUCAUGUCCGAGUCGCCUCGAUACCUCAUCAAGCAGCAAAGAGACGAUGAAGCCACCCGUGCUCUCGCCCGCAUCUACCCUCACGCCACAUCGGCCCAGAUUGACGCCAAAAUCGGGGUAUUGAAAAAACAUAUCCAGAUCGAAAACACGCCCUUGUCGCGCCGCAUCGCCAAGGUCUGGACUGAUAUCCCCACACGAAGGGCCGUCUUCCUCACCAGCAUGACAUUGGUGGCACAGCAACUCUGUGGCUUCAAUUCUCUCAUGUACUUCAGUGCUUCGCUCUUCCAGAAAGCUGGACUCCGCAACGCCACUGCAACUGGCCUAAUCGUCUCGGGCACCAAUUUUCUCUUCACCUUUAUCCCGCUGAAAUACAUAGAUCGGGUAGGACGUAGACGUCUCCUCCUCGUCACUAUGCCAUGCGUCAUCAUCUUCCUCGUCUGCACUGCCGGAAUCUUCUACAAGAUGCUGGAACCCACCAAUCAGCGCUUCACCGACGGAUAUCCGUACCCUUCCUCGCUCACCUCGGCAAUGCUUGUAUUCAUGGUCCUCUACGUGGCCUCCUACGCUACUGGUCUUGGCAACGUUCCUUGGCAGCAGGGCGAGUUCUUCUCCACCGAGACUCGCAUGAUCGGCACUUCCAUCUCCACCGCCGCCAACUGGUCCGGUAACAUUGUUAUCUCGUCCACCUUCCUCAGUCUCAUGAACGCCAUUACUCCUUCCGGCGCUUUCGGUUUCUACGCUGCUCUCACCUUUGUUUUCCUUGUUCUCAUCUAUUUCCUUUACCCCGAGACUUCGCUGCUCUCGCUGGAGGAAGUCCGCACCACCCUCGACGGUGGCUUCAAUGUCAAGAAGUCGCUCAAGGUGCGAAAGGAGAAGAUCUCUCUGUGGAAGGCCCAGAAGGAAGCAUCCAAGGCGGAGACCAGUGCUUAA
Messenger RNA from Ustilago hordei, 1698 nucleotides. RefSeq names its product putative ITR2 - myo-inositol transporter. Gene Ontology annotation, cellular component: membrane. The coding region runs from base 1 to 1698 and encodes 565 amino acids. NCBI's taxonomy places the organism in Eukaryota, Fungi, Basidiomycota, Ustilaginomycetes, Ustilaginales, Ustilaginaceae. The record is from RefSeq and is a predicted model, not a curated record. Gene Ontology annotation, molecular function: myo-inositol:proton symporter activity. The transcript has a single exon. Gene Ontology annotation, biological process: transmembrane transport.